Neodiprion fabricii is the source of this 2235-nucleotide messenger RNA. RefSeq names its product zinc finger MYM-type protein 1-like. The record is from RefSeq and is a predicted model, not a curated record. Gene Ontology annotation, molecular function: protein dimerization activity. The coding region runs from base 1 to 2235 and encodes 744 amino acids. NCBI's taxonomy places the organism in Eukaryota, Metazoa, Arthropoda, Insecta, Hymenoptera, Diprionidae. The transcript is spliced from 3 exons.
AUGAGUGGCGCCAAGCGCCGUAAAUUGACAAAAGAGAAAGAGGAGAAAGAGUCGCUCAUAACCCAAAAAAUUCCGCGAAUUGAUACUUUUUUCAUCAAUCGGGAAACAAUUGAAGAAACGGCGCAAACAUCAAGUUCUGCUACAACUGAAGAUUCGACGGGCGAGCAAAUAUCGCGUUUGCAAGUAGAAUCUAUUGUCGAAAAUGAAAAGGAGGCUGAGGAGGAGAAAAUAAUCGACGAAGUUACGAAUUCAGUGACUUCUGCAGCUGAAACUCGUGCCGAUGGUCACGAUCGUGAUUUUUCUCUUGCUGACCCUGAAGGCUUCAACGACUGGAAGAAUGAUGUGCGAAUAGCUGAGCAUGAGAGAAGUCUUGGUCAUCGAGAAAAUACACAAAAGCAUGUAGUGCGAGGAAAUUUAUUGGGAAAGAUUGAUAGCAAGUUACAUGUGCAAUACAUUCAAGAAUGUAAUUACUGGCGACAAGUACUGACUCGCGUUAUAAUUGCGAUAAAGUUUCUUGCAACCCGAGGCUUGGCUUUCCGAGGAACAGAAGAGAAAUUUGGAUCGGUCAGCAAUGGCAAUUAUUUGGGUAUUCUUGAAGUGAUGGCUCGUAACGAUCCAUUUCUCCAAAAUCACAUCGAUCGGUUCGGAAAUCCAGAAAAAGGAAACGUAUCGUAUUUUUCUAAGGAUAUUUGCGAAGAAUUCAUUGCGAUGAUAUAUGUUGAUGUACUCAAAAAAUUGAUUUCGGAUGUAAAAGCCUCCAAGUAUUAUGCGAUAAGUGUAGAUUCGACUCCCGACAUUUCACAUUCGGAUCAGUUGACGUUCAUUAUCCGGUACGUGUGCAAAAACGGAGAGCCCGUAGAACGUUUUUUGCAAUUUAUACCUAUUGAAGGUCACCGCGCGUCUGAGAUAGAGCAGGCGAUUAUGCAGGUAUUGUUCAACAAAGAUAUCGACAUAAAGGACUGCCGUGGACAAUCAUACGACAAUGCGAGCAAUAUGUCGGGCUGUUACGGUGGGGUACAAGCCAAAAUUAUCGAACGUAAUCCUUUGGCGAUUUACGUCCCGUGCGCAGCGCAUUCCCUUAAUUUAGUAGGUCAAGCAGCUGCUGAUUGUUGUUCGAGAGCGACCAGAUUUUUUAUGUUCGUGCAACACGUCUACACAUUCUUGAGUGCAUCUACGUCCAGGUGGGGACAAAUAAAAUCGAAGGUCGAAAAUCAGCCUGGAAUGCUCUUGCCCAAAAGUUUGUCCGGCACAAGAUGGUCAGCUAGAGCGGAAGCAUGUCGAGCACUCGUAAGAUCGUGGGAGAGUCUGCGAGACGCCCUCGACGAUAUUGCGGAAAAUGGUUCCGAAAAGCCAUCCACAAAAGCCGAAGCCGAAGGAUUGUCGCAACAAUUUGGUUUGCUGGAGACCGCCAUAAUGGCUGUGACUUGGAGCGAUAUCUUGGAGCGUUUCGAAAAAACGAAUAAAAGUCUCCAGCGCGUUAACAUCGAUUUGACAACAGUUGUACAACUGUAUGAUGCCCUCCAAGCAUUUGUUGUCGGUUUGCGUGAUCGUUUCGACGAUUAUGAAGAGAAAGCAAAGGAGCUAUCUCAAUGCAACGAAUAUGCGCAUGAGAAUCAACGACGCAGAAGAAGGACCGCUCGAUUUGACGAGGUAAGCGGUAAUGAAGCGAUAUUGGAGGGAAAACAAAACAUGCGUAUAAAAAGGUUUCUCGUCAUACUCGAUCGAUUGUCAGGCGAAUUAGAAAAAAGAAGUCUCGCCUAUAAAAAUGUCAACGCUCGCUUUGGCUUUCUCAGUCGUUUGCCAUCACUCACGGAUGCAGAGAUCAUCACACAAUGUGAAGAUUUACGAACGACAUACUCCACCGAUCUCGACAACGAUUUUGGUGAAGAAUGCAUACAUUUCCGGAAUUUUAUCCGGGAAAUCAGAUUGACGGAGGAUGAAAUCAACAUUGGGAAAUGUUUGAUGAUCAUUCGCGAGAAGAAUAUUGUUGCUACAUUCCCCAAUAUGGAUAUCGUUUUUCGAAUGUAUCUCACGCUUUUCUCCAGUAAUGCUACAGGGGAACGUUUCUUUUCGACGUUGAAAAGAGUGAAAUAUUAUUUACGGAAUACGAUGGGUCAGAAUCGUCUCUCUAGUCUCGCGUUUUUAUCGUCGAAUUCAGAGCUUGUUGAUAUGGCAGAGACCGAUGCAAUCAUCGAUAAAUUUGCAAGAUUAAAAGCGAGAAAGCGAACGUUUUAA